GAUUAUUCGCCAUACAGUAGAAUACGCGUGGAGGAAGCAUGGGCAGUCACAACAACCAGACUGAACGGAUAUCUCACAAGGAAAGAUAUUAGCUGAGUUUUGUUUUGUGAUCUGUUUUUGAUAUCAUGCAUAAUAUGUACACAGUGACCCAGGCUAUGACGACCGGCUUCAAUAGCACCGACCCCCCGCCGUGCAAGGCGCCGUACUCCCAGGACCGCAUCCCCCUGGUGGCGCUCUACAGUGCGGUCCUGGUGGUGGGCCUGCCGGCCAACUUGGCCACCGUGUACCUCACCUUCCUGCAGGUGCGGCGCAAGAACGUGCUGGGCAUCUACCUGCUGUGCCUGUCGCUGUGCGACCUCACCUACCUGCUGACGCUGCCGCUGUGGACCGUGUACGUCAACAGCGGGCACCAGUGGCCCUUCAGCUCGCUGGCGUGCAAGGUGACCGGCUACGUGUUCUUCAACAACAUGUACAUCAGCAUCUUCCUGCUGUGCUGCAUCUCGGUGGACCGCUACGUGGCCGUGGUCUACGCCGUGGAGUCGCGGGGCCUGCGGGGCCAGCGGCUGGCGGCGGCCGUGUGCCUGGCGGUGUGGCUGGUGGUGGCGCUGGGCCACGUGCCCGUCUUCACCAUGCCCGAGGGCAACGCCGACAGCGGCGAGCGCCACUGCUUCGAGCCGGGCCAGAGCAACCCCGUGGUCACGGGCUUCAACUUCGCCCGCUUCGCCGUGGGCUUCGCCGCGCCGCUCGCCGCGCUCGUCUUCACCAACCGCGCCAUCCUGGCCAACGUGCAGGCCAGCACGGGCCUGGACCCGUGCCAGAAGCGCAAGGUGCGCUACCUGGCCGUGGCCGUGGUGCUGCUCUUCCUGGUCUGCUUCGGGCCGUACCACAUCAUCCUGCUGAUGCGCGCCAUCACCUUCCACUUCCCGCGGCAGGAGUUGUGCCACUUCGAGAACCGCGUCUACACGCCCUACACCAUCUCGCUGGGCCUGUCCACCGUCAACAGCGCCGUCAACCCCAUCCUCUACGUGCUGUCCAGCGACAACAUCCGCCGCGAGAUCGGCCGCGGCCUGGCCCGCCUGCGUGACCGCACCGUCUUCCGACACUGCUCCAGCGAGAGCGCCCAGCACAAGAUGGGGAACGACUCCACGGACGCGGUCAUCAUCGCCGCCAGCAAGCCCUGCACUCCACCGCUCGGCCUCAGCCCGGAGCGGACGUUCAGCCCGCCGGCCCUGAUGGGAGAUCAGAAGAUGUGCCGACAGAUUUAACAGCCUUGCUGGAUCACGGUGCUGGAGCUAUGAAAAAGACCCUUACUGUCUGACUGUUGUGGAAAAGACUCACUUCAUGACAGGCUGUUCAGGCUUGAAUGACCAAAAUCAGGGUGACGGAACUCUUGACGAUGGCUCUGCUGUUUCAAAUACACGGUCAGGGGCUGUUUUUCAUUGCCUCAAGCCAAAAUGCAUCUUUUCUAUGUUUGGACAUGUUUUUUUUCACCUCUCAUCUAGGCAAGGUCCAGUUCACAGUAAUUGUGUUGAG
Messenger RNA from Sardina pilchardus (European sardine), 1533 nucleotides. It is a transcript of the gene gpr132b, whose product is annotated as G protein-coupled receptor 132b. Gene Ontology annotation, cellular component: membrane. The transcript is spliced from 2 exons. Gene Ontology annotation, biological process: G protein-coupled receptor signaling pathway; G1/S transition of mitotic cell cycle; negative regulation of G2/M transition of mitotic cell cycle. Lineage: Eukaryota; Metazoa; Chordata; Actinopteri; Clupeiformes; Clupeidae. Bases 126 to 1265 code for a protein of 379 amino acids. Gene Ontology annotation, molecular function: G protein-coupled receptor activity. The record is from RefSeq and is a predicted model, not a curated record.